GCUUAAAGAGCUGCUCUGAUCAAUUCUGUGAACGAUCGCGACGAGAGUGUUGUUUGAAACCGUGUAUUAAACAUUACGUGAAUUGCUUAGACAAUUUCAUCAUUUGCAUCAUAAACUUAAUCAGCUAAGCUAAUAACAUGGCCAAUCCCAGUCCUGCUUCCUGGUGUGGGCGUGGACAGAAGCCACGCGAGUACGCUAAGCACGAUCCCAUUAUUUGCUAUGAUAAACCUGAGGCAUCGGUUGUUUCCAAAGAGGAGUACGAUGGUAAGCGUUACGACGCAUUGACUGGAGAUGUGCUUCAGACUUUGAUAGUUCCCAAGCGGGAAGCACGCACCUGGACCAUGCAAAAGGGUGAUCUUUGUCGCAUCACUGUCCAUGAGGGCUCACAGGUGGGCGAUGUCAAUUUCUGGAAUUUAGAGAACACUCAAGAGCGGUUCUACUCGGGCAAAACGCGCCAACUGCAUGCGGCACACUUAAAGGUUUAUGAUAGACUGUGGAGCUGCUUGCCGUAUCUGCGUCCCAUGGCCACUUUUGUGUUUGAUACAAUGGCCGACUAUGGUAUAGAUGAUGAUGGAGGUGCACUACAUGAUGUAAUUGGCACACGUUGUGAUGAUUACACUUACAAGCUUAUAACUGGGAAGCACCGUGUCGGUAGCUGCCACAGUUCAUUAGUAAAAGCUGUUGUGGAGGAGCGUGGCAUGACCGAACAGGAUGUGCAUGAUGUAUGGAAUAUAUUCAUGUGCACUGGCUUCACCAAGGACACACAGCAAUAUUUCUGUAAGCCUAGUCCAGCGAAGAAGGGUGAUUUUAUUGAAUUUAUUGCGGAUAUGAAUUUAUUGGUGGGUCUAAGCGCUUGCCCGCAGGGCGAUGUCUCCAUUCCAGUGGGUGCUGAGGUUCCCGACGAGAAUUGUCACCCACUAAAAGUGGAAGUGUUUCGCAAAAAGUAAUCAACUCAAAUAAUUAAACAAAAACACGGUAACAUUGGCUGAAAAUAAA
Drosophila busckii is the source of this 996-nucleotide messenger RNA. RefSeq lists its product as uncharacterized. The record is from RefSeq and is a predicted model, not a curated record. Bases 138 to 947 code for a protein of 269 amino acids. The transcript is spliced from 2 exons. NCBI's taxonomy places the organism in Eukaryota, Metazoa, Arthropoda, Insecta, Diptera, Drosophilidae.